UUCAAGAAGGGGUUAAAAUAAGAAAGUGUACAACUUUCAAUUUGAUAAAAAGACUCUGUCAAUUGUUGUAGAUAAUAUUGUAAUAAUGUACAUUUUUAUCUCGGGUCGGAUGAUGUGCCAAGUUUGAUUGGACAUUUUCUUAUCUUUUAGAUAAGCGCGCGAUUGAAUGUAAUCAAUGCGCCCAAAAAUAUCGGGCACUAUUAUCUCUUGGAAUUGUUGUUAGAGUUAAAAAUCAAAUACAUGUUUAACUAUUCUUGUAGAUUUCACACGGUUGUAUUUUAUUGUAUUUUUCUCUUUCUACUAGUAUCACUCUACUAAGAGUUUAAAAUGCAACGUAGUACUUCGCGUAGCUCAAGCUUAUAUCGAGAUCAUCAGCAUCAAGGUAGUCAAGGGAGUCACGGGAGUCAUGGUGUUCCUUCGCACGCAUUUGAAAAGAAGCCGUCAUUAAUGAGGUCCAUUUCAUCCAAUAAUGUCCAUGGUGGAGUCUCAUAUAGGAAUAAAAAUAUUCCAAUGAUUCUGCAUUUGAAGCGAUGGAACACUUCAACUGAUAUAACGAAAAGAAAUCAUUCUGAUGAUCAACUAAAGAGUGAAAGCCAAAACUUAAACCAACAUCACCAACCACACCAACACCAAAAUAGUCAAUUACAUCGGUCAAAUUACACCUCAUCUACACAGCUUCAUUUACAUUCACAUUUGCAUUCCCAUGUUCACCCUCAUUCAAAUAAUUCAAUAUCUUCCAAUCCACACAGCCUCAGCCUAACUACCAACACCCACAGUAACCGUUCACAAUCUAGCGCUGCUCAUAAUAGUAUGCAUUCACUAGUACCGAUGGGUGUAUAUCAAAAGAUGCCAUCUUCCUAUCAAAGUCAACUGGAUGAUGAUUCAGAUGAAGAUUCCGCAGAUGGAGAGCAAGCGGCAUCUACCACCACAACGUCUCGAUUAGACGAUUAUUUGUUCUAUCCUCAAGUGGAUAAUUCAAUCAAAGAGAAUACAAUCUCACCUCAAGAUAUCAAGGAAGCACUUGCUGAAAUUCAGGAUUUCCAGAAUAAUUUUGUGCAAAAAUAUUCCAAUGAUCCAGGUACUGAAGAUAAUUCUAUACAAACACCUACAACGUCCUCUUUAAGUAGAACGCAACAAAAAAUAUUGGACCACAAGGAACUUGCUGAACUUAAACCAAGUCUGAAUAAUUCUCUUGACUAUAAUAUGAAAAUGCAAAAUGAAACAAUCAUAUCACAAUACACUUUAAUACGAUUAAGAUUCACCAACAGUUAUAUGGGUGUAUUAGGCUAUCUUAAGCGAUCUAUAGGUAGUGAAAAUUCUAUGGGCACCACUAAUAAUUCCACAUCUUCAAUGAAUGGAUAUGGUGACCAACCAUCUACCACAGAAUCACCAACAACUCAAUCAAUCAAUACGAAUCAACCUUUCUACAUCACCAAGGAAAAUAAAGACCAAUACCUUCUGGAUCUUUGGAACUCAGAGAUGCAAGUAUUUGAAAAUACGGGAUAUUUAGAGGAUAAUGCAGCACUAUCUGUUCAAUCUUCAGUGACGUUAGAACCAUCAUUUUCACUGAAUGGUAUGACAUCUGAAGAUGAAGGAAUGGAAAGAAGUAGAAGUGUUUCCGAAAUGGCUCGAAGUGUUCAUCUCUUAUCUGGAAUAUAACAAUAUAGAAACUGUCAGGGAGUGAUUUCAAAGAAAGAACACCACAAUAAAAUAGAUGCCCUUACCUUAAAUUUAGUCUUAAAAAAAAAAAAAAAACUAUCAAAGUCUUGAUAUCUAAUUGGGACCAAUUUUAAAAUAACAGAAUCGUAAAUACUCCGUC
[Candida] anglica is the source of this 1819-nucleotide messenger RNA. The record is from the annotation of a GenBank genome assembly. NCBI's taxonomy places the organism in Eukaryota, Fungi, Ascomycota, Pichiomycetes, Serinales, Debaryomycetaceae.